Hibiscus syriacus is the source of this 890-nucleotide messenger RNA. RefSeq lists its product as uncharacterized. The transcript has 3 exons. NCBI's taxonomy places the organism in Eukaryota, Viridiplantae, Streptophyta, Magnoliopsida, Malvales, Malvaceae. Gene Ontology annotation, cellular component: chloroplast. The coding region runs from base 92 to 766 and encodes 224 amino acids. The record is from RefSeq and is a predicted model, not a curated record.
AUACCGUAAAUUUUUCUUUUUGUUUUCGCCACGGAAAUCAAGACAGUGCGAAAAUUAACGGAGAAACCUUAGAAGAAAAAAAAACUAAAAAAUGGUGGCGAUUUCUUUGUACAGAGGGAACCUCCACCGUGCACCGGACGUUACUCGGCGAUGGCUAAUGCCGACUCCCAAAAUCUCACUCAAAGACUUCAAAUCCCUCUUGCACCGCCGCAACAAAGAUCUGUGUCUCCUCCGUUCCCCUUCUUCCUCUUCUAACCCAAACCAUCAAAUUCAAUCUUCCGUGCCCACUGCUCCUCCUGUUGACCUCAAUUUGAAGGCCAAAGUUGAGUCUGACCCGUGUGAGGGUUUGAAAACUGGACCGCCUCUAACGAAGGUCAAGGUGGAGGUAGUUGCAGGAUCCGACGAUGGAGAUUGUUUGGUGAAGCCGAUGGAUGAGAAGACCGCGAAAGAUGCCAGUUUGCUAGUGGAUGAGAAAGAGAGGCCGCCUGAGACUAAAACAAACGCAGAGACUGUCGAAAAAAUGAAUUAUUUAAAUGGGAAAGAACAAAGGAAAAGGGAUGUUGAGGAGAAAUUACAAGUUUUUAAUGCGAAGAAGCAUGGUUUAGUGCAAGUACUGAAGCAGAUCUUGAACGCGGAGGAGGAGUUGAAGAGAAGAAAUAACACACAAGGUACAGCGAAUCGUCCAGCUGUUUCACUUCAAGUGGAAACCACAACUGACUCUGGGUCGAUGACGAAGAUUGUAUCCCCGGAUGGGCUCGGAUGCUAAUGUUGCUCGAGAGAAUGAAGGAGCUGAUGCUGAUGAUGUUUCAAACCUUAACGUUCAUUCUCGUCACAUGUUUCGGAUGAGCAGUGCAUCCCCAUCUUCAGAAUCUCCUCUUAGAAGACCUACC